Molecule: messenger RNA, 3780 nt
Organism: Cydia fagiglandana
Lineage: Eukaryota; Metazoa; Arthropoda; Insecta; Lepidoptera; Tortricidae
Gene: ball
Product: serine/threonine-protein kinase VRK1-like
Exons: 6
Coding region: 175-1794 (539 amino acids)
Biological process (GO): peptidyl-serine phosphorylation; signal transduction
Cellular component (GO): nucleus; cytoplasm
Molecular function (GO): ATP binding; protein serine/threonine kinase activity
Source: RefSeq, a predicted model, not a curated record
AAGACGACAACUGACAUUUCUUUCAUUCAGUCAACAAACGACGCUAUUUUGAUUUCAAUCGCAUAUCCAAUCGUGUAUUUGUAAGAAAAAAUGCUGUGAAUUUUAUAAUUUAGUGCUAAUAUAUUUUAUAACUUAAUUUCUGUUAUUGUGUUACUGUUGUAAUCUAACCAUAAAAUGACUGGGAGAGCUAAAAAGGCCGUAGCGCCAAAGAAAAAGGCAAAUGGAUAUAAAAUGCCAGCUCCUAUUGCUACUGGCGAAAUAAUACAUGAUACUACCAUGAAGAAGAAAUGGCGCAUUGGACCUUCCAUAGGGGUUGGGGGCUUCGGAGAAAUUUAUUCUGCAUGUGAUCAUGAUAGUACGCCGAAAGGUUCCAACUAUCCUUUCGUCGUUAAAAUUGAACCUCAUGAAAAUGGACCAUUGUUUGUGGAGAAACAUUUCUACAUCAGAAAUGCCAAAAUGGAUGACAUAAACUCAUUCAUGAAAAGCAAGAAGCUGUCAAGCCUCGGGAUGCCCUCUUAUUACGGCAAUGGUUCACACGACUACAAGGGAGAGAAAUACCGAUAUUUGGUGCUGGAGCGCUAUGGCAAAGACCUGUGGAGUCUGUUCACUGACAGCGGGAGGUCUUUCCCAGCGCCCACUGUGUUUCAAAUUGGUUUGCAGAUGUUGGACGUAUUAGAGUACAUCCACAGCCGGGGCUACGUCCACGCCGAUAUCAAAGGCGCCAACAUCCUUCUAGGGCUGAAGAAAGGCACGGAAAACCAGGCGUACUUAGUAGACUUCGGCUUGGCCACCAGAGUUAAUGAUAAAGAGUUCAAACCUGACCCGAAGUGUGCGCAUAAUGGGACUAUAGAGUAUACUAGCAGGGAUGCGCAUUUGGGAGUGGCCACAAUGCGCGGGGACCUUGAGAUCCUCGGCUACAACAUGCUGCAGUGGCUGGUCGGAGCCCUGCCCUGGGAGAAGUCGCUCAAACAGCCCAAAGCUGUUCAGGAGAUGAAGGAGGCCUUCAUGAAGAGUGUGAAGACGAGUGUCGCUAAGAUGAGCGGCAAUGUACCUGAUGCCCUAAUAAAAUUCUUCGAAUACAUAAACACGUUGAAACCCAAAGAAGUGCCGGACUACGCGAAAUGCCGCCAAAUCUUCGAAACCUACCUCAAAAGCCAGGGCGUCACCAGGAACAGUAAACUCAUCUUCACUCCCACCAAGAAAGCCAAAACUACUAAAACCAUCACCAUUGAUGAAAGUGACGAGGAACCUUUAAAGAAAUCGCCGAAGAAGAAAACAGAAGCUAAAGUGGUUAAAAGAAAGAAUCCCAAACCUAAGGAACCUAGCCCUGAAGAAAACGGAGAAAACGAGGAACCCAAGGUAUCAGAAAAGAAGAAGAAAGCUAAGAGAAAGUCAUCAGAACCCUCACUUCUCGUCAAAGUUAAGAAACCUAAAUUAACUCCUAAGGCCACACCGCCUGUUAAGAAAAAUCACACAAACAUAGCGACGCAAACAUCUUUAGAGAAAAGACGUAGUCCCCGUGUGGUUUCCUUCGAUAGUCCUAUAAGUUUAGUAAUAGGAGAGAAGAUACCUUUAAAGAGAUCUAAAGAGAAUCAGCCUAAGAAUACUAGCGCUGACAUGUUCGAGGAUUCUUUUGAGGAGAAAAAGCCUAAGAGGAAAGAGAAAAUACUUCUGUCAGAUGAGGAGUAUACGGAAAAGAGAGUAGUAAAGAAGAAAGUGACUACAGUGAAGCCUAAAGGGAGAUCGUGGAAAGAUGCCCCGACUGUUAUGAAUGGUCGGUCGCCACCCAAGUAGUAAAAUAGUCAACAAACUGAAUGACUGGUGACUUAGCUUUUUUUACAAUGAUUAAUAUUUAUCAUUGGAGUAUGAAAUUUUUGAUCAUGUCGAGGCCCUUGUAACAGAUCAAAUCAUGUCGAAUUGAUGCAAUUCGACCUUAAUUACGCGAGUGACCCUUUUAUAAUACAUUAUGAUCAACCAUAGACUAGGAAUCCUCUAGACCGAGUUUAGAGCAAUUAUUUCAUGCAACCGAUGCCAAAAAUGCGGGGGUGCGCGGGAUGAGGUGAGCGAAGUCCCGUGCCGUGAUUAGUCCGUUCAAAGACACGGACGUCACACAAAGACACUUUCGACUCGAACAUGGAGUAAAAUUACCGUAUGCGUGGCAGAGGGGGUAGCGCGACUAUGCUCAGUCUGGAGGAUGUUUUGUCUGUGUGAUCAACGAACGAAUAUAGUAGACUGUGACGACCCAAAAAGUGAGUCCGUAAGAGAAGUCAAAAGGAGAAUGGGCAAUUUGUCCCAUGGAUGUAUACUAUUGAGACAUACCUCUUUUGAAAGGGCUUACACAUAGCAUUAAUUUAUUGUAUGACACCAACUUUGGAUAACGUGCAGGGACUGAGCUAUUUAAAAAAAAGUGUGACGCAUAUAAACUGGUUUUUGGAGUAUACUUGUUAUGUAGCUAGUUGUUAGGUGUUUUAUAUGAAAGACCAUGAGAAAUGGUACACUACUGUGUACCAAUACCUACGUUUAAGUACGUAAAGGGCUGGAAUUAAUUGAUAAAAGUUAUGCUUGAAUUAAAAAAACUGUAAUUAAACACUUAAGCUUGCUUGUAUACACAAGCCAUAUAUAACAAUUAAAAGCCAUUUUUAUAAGGUAUUUUUAGAAACGUAGACUUACACUUAAAUGCUUGCAGGGGCGGAGAUAUAACUAGUUUAUUAAUUAAUUCAUUGUGGUAAAUGCCGCUUUGAUUGUUCUACCUGACACUAGAUGGAGCUUUUGUAGCAGAAUAGGCAUUUUUACAAUUGUUAUACAUAAAUGAAACAUAUAUUAUUUGGAAGGUGUUAACUUUAGCAUUAAUUUAUUAUAGGACACCAUAGGCCGAAAGUAUCCAGGGAAUAUACUAUUAAUUAUUUUGAUCAUGCACUGCGGCGUAAGUUAGAACUAAAAAAUGUCACUCAUCUAGGGUUCCUUUUCUAACUAUUUACAUCACUUCGCAUGACUGUAAUAUAAAGUUAUUGGAUUUCGUAAAUAAUUACGGGUAUAAAACUUAUAUUUUCGUAUAUAAUCAAGUCGCACUAAACAACUUACGUCUGUAUUUUCAAAUCCUCUCUAGUACUGACAUCUUGCGUGCAAUAGAAGAACCAAAUAAGCGGCAAAUGCUGUAUCCACAUAGUCGCAUUUAAACGCUCUAAAAUAUCACUGAGAACUAAGAAUUCACGACAUCACAAGUUUGUUUAAACCUGAAUGUUGACAAUAAAACGAGAGGUCACCAUGAACAGCGUAAGUUUCAUAUAUUUGUCUCAUUUUGUUGUUCUUACAUAUUCGAGUGAUAAAUCAAGAUAAACCAGACAUAAGUUUCGAAGUUUGCGGUGGGGAUAUAAUCUUGGAGGUCAGGCUAGGCUAUAGAACCUAAAGUCAGUCCAGUCCAGAUGAUCAGGAAAAAAAUUGCCGUCAAUCUCAUGUAGCGUCCAAGAAGGUACUUGAUUUAUCUCUCUGCAAGAAAAUGUAAGUAGCUAGUGAAUUAUUAGAGCCGGUACAGACGGACUGCAACCCGACUGCAACUUGUAAAGGAACUGCACGCCAACUGCAACGUUGGCGUGCAGUCGGUGUGCAGUUUCCAUACAGAUGGUACUUAGUCGGUUUGCAGUAGGUACUUGCAGUCCGCCUAUAUCGGCCCUAUGAGAUAGCGUUGCGAGUCGAAGGUGCGUUUCUUUCAUUUGCCUUAAAAAGCACGAUAAAGUGGUAGCUGUAUGACAUAAAGAAUAUAAGUCGGUAUAUAUAAUUAUA